GUAUUUAAUUUACCCCUUGUAUUUAAUUUACCCUUCAGAAUGAUGAUCUGUUUUAUAUUCAAGGCUUUGCUUGCAAACGCGGUAGCUUAAGGAAGGGCUGGUAUUUUAUUUGAAUAAUCUCUUUUCUUUCAGGUUAAAUAACAUUUGUGUUUUAAGUAGAUAAGAUAACAGUUCCAGCAGCAAUAAAUUUCCUGUAGUCGCGCUAUCUUUUUUCCCUAAGCAUUUCUAACUAAGCAGUUGGCCUUGUUAGGAGCUUUUGUUCAGCAUCAUCAAUUAGUGGCUUUCCUUAACAGCGGUGUCUGUUAGCUUUGUUCAUUACAAACAUUUUCCCUUUCAAACAUUUCUGAUAAAUUGGGAUGUUUUAUGGCUGAGAACUUCAGUCCAUUUUUUUCUCGAGGUGACAUCAGCGCUGAUGUUUUCCCCAGCUUUUCUGCUGAAUGUUUUGUGAGGAGGAUAUCGCUGUCACUUCUAAAACAUGCAGUUUUUACUUCCUGAGAAAUGAAUGAAGGGAAGGAAUAGUUGGAGCACACUCCUGUUUAUUACAUUGAACCAUCACUUUUCUCCCUUGCACUCACACCACGCUGCUGAUCGUGACGGUGCGUUUGAAUUCAUUCCUACCAGGCCUUGCCUUCAGAGAUGGUUUGGGUUCUUUCACUCUCAUUCACAUCCAACUAAACUGGUUUUGUACCCUUAAAUGUGUGAUACCACUUAAUGGCUUUUAAACUCCUUUCUCAUGUUGGCCAUUUCUUGAGCAAGGGUACCAAAAGGAGAGACAAAGCAUCUUGGGUGCAAGCCCUCAUUCUGGCUCUUGCAUCUCUGUCUCCCCACAGCACAGUAGCUUUUGAGUGUAGAAGACCAAAUUGCAUAUAUUUUUUUAAUCUUUCUGUGACUUAUUACAUGUUAUUUUCCCAAGGUCAUUAGAUUCAAACACGAAUAUUAACAUAAAUAGAGCACUUUGAUGAAGAGGGCUAUUAUGUCAGUGCUAGAAGUCAUUAGACUGUCUCCAAUCUAAGGGAGCUUGUUGGAUUUUGGUUUCUUUCUUUCUUUCCAGAAAUAUGCCUCAGUUUGGUCUUUGCCAGGUCUUUGCUGAAUGGAUGCACUGAGUGUUGGUGAGGACAGACUGCAUCUCCUGUAAGAGAGGCCAGGCUCUUUCAGAGGCUCUGUCAAGGGGACCCAAAGACAGUUUAGGAAGGGGAAAAGCCCUGCCCAAUGGAAGCUCCCUCCCUCUUAGCGUUGAUUCCAUAGGUUUAACCUUAGCUGAACCCAUAGGCAGAUGCCCCAAAGUGGUGCUCUUUAUUCUAUUAUUUCUCUGUUCACCAUUGCAUCUCUUUCACAGCUGCUCCAUGCUGGAACAAACCAUAGCCAGUUUGUGUUAGAAAAUAAAGUGUGUGCCACCUGAUGAAAAGGUACUUUUUCCAAUGCAAAGUUCUUAAUAUAUAGUUAACGGCAUCCGUCAAGCUGCUACGUGGUGAAGUGGUUUGGCUCAUGAAAGAGCCAUGUGGGAAGAUACAAAUCACCUUAGUCUGUUUUACUUUACAAGUACUUUCAGAUAGUGAUUCAAGUUAGUGCAUGAGGGUGUGAGAGCUUGCAUUAUCACAGCACUGCUCCUUAAGGAUGCCUGGUGGAACUGCCAUGGGACCAUGGGGAGUCUGGCUCCUUGGGCUCUCUGCAGUCCCAUCACAGAAGCUCGAUGCUGGAGCGCUCUGCAGCUUGCUGAGUUAAAUGCUCUCAGUGCCACUUGCUCUCCUCUCUGAAACCCUUUCUCUGCCAUCCUCCUCAAGUAGUCUGAUCUUAGAGCUGAGCUCAGGCUGUGGAUCUUACAGAGUCACCUCCUUUGGAAACUGCACCCACAUGACUGUUCUUUCGUUUUCUCUGCAGUAAUCUGCUGGCUCCUCCGUGACCUUUCUUCAUGAGAAAAACCUGUAUACUUCAAAGGUCUCUCAGGACAGUGAAACUACUUUGGUUCUGUCAAACAUGGGUGCAGAAAGAUUUCUCUCAUGCAAAAUUACUGACUGUUAUCUCUUUCUCUUUUCAAACAGGUCUUUUCAAGUAAGAUUCUUUCAACUAUAAUCUCUUCUGCGUGUUCAGUCAGUUGAGUGCAAACCUGACGAGGAAGAGACUCGCUCUCUGAUCUGAUGGCUUUUCUUUGGCAUAACCUGGACCCAGAGCAAGGAGGGAGUAGGAAACGCCAUCCAGAGCUGUGUCUGCACUAGGGGGCUGUGCUUGCAUGGCGAUAAGAGGAUUAGAAGUUUAGAGAAAGCUUUGUCCUCCUGUGGUAAGCCCUGAUAACAAACUUUGACUCAGUUAGCUGCUGCUUACAGCACAUUCCUCAUUGGAACAUAUCUGCAAUUGACCUUGACAUGGAAAAAAUAAACCCAGUGGAAACAAAUUGGUGAUGAUCUCCGUCUAACUGGAGAGCAAACUUCUGAUGUGAGCACUGCAGCACUGUGCUUUUGGUAGCCCUGAGUCUCUGUAGAUGGCUGGAGUGUUUCAGGACAUUCCUUCAUUCUGAGAAGUGGCCGUGGCCAACCAGCUAGAGGCUGCUGAGCUGCCCUGCGGUGCAAGAGGUAUUCUGGCAGGCAGCCCUGUGUUAAUUUUGAUGGCAAAGCUGUCUGAUCUUUUCCAGCUCUGACUUUUAGGUUCUAGCAAAGUAAAAAGCUGCCCUACACAAAGGUGACUCCACGCCAGGAGAAAGGGUUCUGUGCUCCUUAGAGGGAAUUAAGGGAGGUAACUGAUCAUUCUCUGUAGCUGAUCCCAUUCUGACAGUUCUCGUUACAUCAAAUUUGAGCACUCACUCUACCAUAUGGAAAAAGGGGGGGUUCUGUCUAGGACACUGCUGGGGUGGGUCUCCAGUGGUGCUUGUGUCUUGACCUCAGGCAGUGCUUCCAUUCUUCCUUUGUUAAACGAGCGAUUUGUUGGAUUCCAGGGACCCCUCGGUAACUCUCCUGGGCUGGGAGAGAAUGGUCAGUAAAAUCUCCCAGGUUUCAUCACAGAACAAUUCUUAACAUUCACGUUGCUCAUCCCUAGGAUUGAAGUUUGUCACAUCAGUAUCACAGCAGCAGUGAAAGAGCUGCUAUCUUGGCAGGUGCUGGAACACCUUCCUGGCUCAUAAUGCUGAGGAUAGCACUCAGCUCUUCAUAGAGAAAUGUGAGAGAAAAUUGGUUGUUAGAGCACGUAAAGGGAGAAAGGAGCAGACGAGUGAAAGCCCACAAAGCUGGAUUGAUUGUAAAUAAAUCACAGGGAACUGGAACUUUACAUUUCCACUUGCAAACGAGUGGCAUUUCAUUAAUGAGGAGGCCCCCAGCUGGAACUGACAGCCAAGAGCAUGUUUUUUCCAUCUUGUUGCCCUGUUUCAAGGGAGACUUUUAUUGUGAGUUUCUGGCUGCAUCUAAAAGCGCCGAAAAACUUAUUGCAGGAAACAGGGCUGUCAUUUCUCCUUGUGUGCUGUGAGCGAGUCCUCAUCGGUUCAAGUGACAACACGUGCAGGUGCCUCUCUGCUUUUUCCACGACGGAGGCGGCUUCUGUGACCGAGUUCGGCUUAAGGACAACCGAGCGGAAGGUUUGGGGAGCGAGAGCUGAGCGUGCACCGUCCGAACCCCCCGAGGAGCCGCGGGGACCUGUGAGCACCUAUGAGAGCAGAGCACAUCAUGCGAGCAGAAGGGUGAGCACAGAGCGGAUCCCUGCCUGCCCACACUUGACAUUACUGGGACCACAUCUCUCAGCAGGAGGAAAAGGCGCUUCGUUCACCGAUGCUAAAAAUGGGAGGCAGCAUCUGUCCAGCAGACAGGGAAAAGAAACUGCAGGCUUUGCCUGUGGGACACCGCAGGUUGUGCUGCAGUGCUGCAGCCCACGGGCAGUGAGGGACAGCAUGGCUCUCAAUGUGCUCCUGCACAACCGCAGGGCUCAGCUCCUGCUGCUCAACUCUCUGACGUUCGGGCUGGAGGUCUGCCUGGCUGCUGGCAUCACCUACGUGCCUCCAUUGCUCCUGGAAGUGGGAGUGGAAGAGAAGUUCAUGACCAUGGUGUUGGGGAUAGGACCUGUCCUUGGCCUGGUUUUUGUCCCACUGAUUGGAUCCGCCAGCGACCACUGGCACAGCAGCUAUGGCCGAAGGCGGCCGUUCAUCUGGGUGCUGUGCCUGGGAGUCCUGCUGAGCCUCUUCAUCAUCCCUCACUCCAGCACCCUGGCCAGCCUGUUUGCCCUCAAUCCUCGCCCUCUGGAGAUCGCCUUCCUCAUCCUGGGCAUUGGGCUGCUGGAUUUCUGCGGUCAGGUCUGCUUCACCCCGCUGGAGGCACUGCUCUCAGACCUCUUCCAGGAGCCAGAUAACUGCCGCCAGGCCUUCUCCAUGUACGCCUUCAUGAUCAGCCUUGGGGGCUGCAUUGGCUACCUGCUUCCAGCCAUUGACUGGGGGGCCAGCUUUCUGGCCCCGUACCUGGGAGGACAGGAGACGUGCCUCUUCAGCCUCCUCGCUGUCAUUUUCCUUGGCUGUGUGCUGGCCACACUCUUCGUGACCGAAGAAGCAGCCGCUCAAGCAGAUGCUCUGGAUGGCCCAGCACUGAAGGAUGCUCUCCCUAAGCCCUCGCCCUCUGCCUGCUGCUCUUGCCAGCUCUCCACGAGCCUCCUGCAGGCCAGGCACAUGAUGCAGGCCCUGAGAAACCUCUGCACGUUGGUGCCACGGCUUCACAGCCUCUACUGCCGCAUCCCCAAGGUCAUCCGGCGCCUGUUUGUGGCUGAGCUCUGCAGCUGGAUGGCACUCAUGACUUUCAUGCUGUUCUACACUGACUUUGUUGGGGAAGGGCUGUACCAUGGUGUCCCCAGAGCCAAGCCAGGCACAGAUGCCAGACGCCGUUAUGAUGAAGGUGUCCGGAUGGGAAGUUUGGGACUCUUUUUGCAAUGCGUCACCUCCAUUUUCUUUUCGACAAUCAUGGAUCGGAUGGUGAAGCAGUUUGGGACACGAGCUGUGUACCUGGCCAGCGUGGUGUUCUUCCCUGCUGCUGCCUUUGUCAUGUGCCUUUCCCACAGUGUCACUGUUGUCACCAUCUCUGCUGCUCUGACGGGCUUCACCUUCUCUGCACUCCAGAUCCUGCCGUACACGCUGGCAUCGCUGUACCAUCAUGAGAAACAGGUAUUUUUGCAUAAAUACAAGAGCAAAGAGGAGAGAGACGCAGCUCGAUCUGACAAGAAAUCAUCCUUCCCCAAAGGCCACCUCUCCAGCCAAAAGCUGCCUUACCAGAACGGACACCCCGGGGGCCUCUACUCCUCAUCCUCCUCUUCCUCCUCUCCCCCAGCUGCCAGCUCUGCCCUGUGUGGCAGCUCCUCCUGUGAUGUCUCACUGAUGAUGAUGGUGGGCGAGCCGGAUUCGGUUCCUCCGGGCCGAGGGAUCUGUUUGGACCUGGCCAUUUUGGACAGUGCUUUCCUCCUCUCUCAGGUUGUCCCCUCUCUCUUCAUGGGGUCCAUCGUCCAGUUUACGCAGUCGGUGACUGCCUACAUGGUGUCAGCUGCCAGCUUUGGCCUCGUGGCCAUUUACUUUGCAACCAAAGUUGUCUUUGAUAAGAGUGACAUGGCCAAGUAUUCGGUGUGAUGGCGAAUGCACUGGGGGCAGCACAUAGGUGCCAAGAUGAGGGGUGUGCACAUCCCCAUGGCUGCUUGUGGGGUGCUCCAUGUUGUUUGUGCUGUCCCCGUGCUGCUGCUGGGAGCCCCAGUGCUGCUCUGGGGCUGGGGAUGGCAGAGGGGUGGCAGGGAUAAUCUCAGGUGUAAAUAGGAAGCACUGGGGGCAUCGUGCUUUGGGCCAUCAGUGCUUUCCACACAGUGCCUUUCUCACAAGUAAGCACUGCACAGCCAACACCAAAGGGAUUGCACUGGGGGGAGGAAGGAAUCGGGCUUUUCCUUUAGUAAUGGGUGUGGGGAGGGGGGAAGAGCCACUGGCUCUCCUGCCUUCCAGUGAUGGAUGUAUCCUCUGCCCCCACUUGCUGCAGUUGUACUCAACCUAUUGAGUAACGCUUCCUCAAAGAGGACACUGAGAGGAGAUUCACCUUGGAAGAAGGAUGGGAGCUCAGGUUUGGCUGUGGAGCAGGAGGGAUGUGUGUCUGUUCUGACAGGGAGAAACCACCCAGGAGAAAAGUCACUAUGGCAUGUUCUGGAAAAACAAGGAGCGUUUCCUUAGGACCGAUUCCAAAAGAUGACUUAUCUUUUACCUAGGCACCAAAUUGCAUCAGAUGGAAAGGACUGCUUAACAUUUUUAUUUCUUUUUUUAAGAAUGAUUCUUUUUAGCUUUCCUUUAGCUGGAUAACUGACCUCUCUCUCAGUGCCCAGAACAGCCUCCUGCUCUCUCCCAGCGCCUCCUACCAGAUCCAGUCUGAUCUGCACCCCCAAACCCGACCCCUGAAUGAUGCUGCAGCAUCACGAGGGUUCAAUCCUGCAGCGAGGGAGGAGAACAGGCAGAGCUCUCCAUGAAGGCGAUCUGGGAACCAAACACAUCUCAUCAAAUUCUAAUCUGCUCCAAGUGCCUCUCAAUCCCAUAACACUGGGACCGGUGCUGCUGGGUUGGUCAGCCCUCAGAUGUGAGUCACCUCCUGCUGGCCCGAGACAAGUGAACCAGCUGCACCAAUGCUCUGCCACUCAGAGAUCACCCCUGUGCUGAGCAGGAGCUGAGAUCCCAGCUUGCAGAUAGCACUUAGGUUCUGAAAUGGUGCAGGCAAUGCCCAGAGUGAGGCAUCUGGAGGCAGGGCUGGGGGCUGGGACUCAGCAGCCCUCAGUUUCAGCUGCAAACAAAGUGUUUGUGACCAAUUUUCAGUGGAGGUGUGUGGGCAGUGAGAUGUGCUGGUGAGGCACUGCUGAAGGGCAAAAUGUUGCUAUUUUUGCAAGGUGGUGGCAGAAUAUUCCUUGGCAUGGAAGUGAGAUUACUGCCCUGCUGUUUGCAGGCGGGUCCUAAGAGGGCUUCUCCUCACUGCUUUAAACGCAUCUUUCCCGUAAGGGGUGACUUUUUGUUUUAUUUCUCCUCAAAUUAUAUGCCUACCAGCUUCCCUUUCCCACAAGAAGCCCCGUGUGCUGAAAUGCAGCUGUUUUGGGAAUGGAUUUGCAGCUGCGUGAGCAUCGACGGAAGCGGUUUUGUGUGUGUGCUUCCAGCCCUGGUCUCCGUCCACCCCAGACUUCAGGGGGAAAUCCUGCAGGCAGAAGGUUGCUACCAAAGGUGCAGCACUUCUUGAAUGCUCGCAGGGAUCAGUAACCUUUGCAAAGAGGUCCCUGCAUGAGUUGCUGGAACACUUUGCCAUUUGUUUAAGUGCCUGAAGAGUGCUUCCACAACACAGCCCCGGGUGUGCAGGUGGGAUGAUGAGGGCCUUGAGAGCUUCGUUAAGAGCAUCCAAGUGAUGCUUGAGAGAGCAGUGGGCUCAGGGGGUUGGCAGCCUUUGCUCUGAACAUCUUUUGCUUUGCAAUGUCAGAGCCAAAGGUGGGGCAGUUCUUCAUCCUUAACUUCAUAGCUGUCCCUCGAGAGCAGAAGGCUGAAAUCUGCCCAAUUCCUCCAUCCACAGAGGUGGCUUUGGAGAAGUGAUGUACCAAUGGCCAGGAGUGGCUUGUGGUGACAUUGGGUGCUGCAGGCUGGGUGUCCCAGCUGAGCUGGAGGGCCUGAAGUCAGUCCAUGCUGGUUGGGGCCUCCACUCUGCCCUCUGCCCUCCACUCAAGCCCUCUGAUCACCCAUCCACAUCUGCCCUGUGUUAAGGCUUUGGUGCCCAGGUCUUGGUGGCAACUCUGAUCUUACACAUCCAGGGAGGUGCCUGCAUUUCCUUCAUUUAUGUUCUGAAAAGGCCAUUGAGCCCAUGGCUGUGGCUAGCUGCUUUUGCUGCUUCAUUCCAGGUCGGUGCCUGGGCACCUUGGCCUGACCUGGGCGAUGGUUGGUGACAGAGCUCCUUCUCUGCAGAGAUGUGGUCCCAUCUCACCAUCCAUUCACCUCCUGGCUGUGCUGCUCUUGUUCCAGUCAGCUCAGCAAGUGUGAGAAGAGCUCCUGGUUAUCUACCAAGAGGCUCUCUGAUUUCUCAGCUCCCUCUCCCCCCUUCUUUCCAUUUCCUCAGCUGGAGUGAAACCCUGCGGAUCCUGUAAUUGCUCCUUUCCUCCUUGCCCUCCUAUUACACAGGAGAAAUCUGCUGGGCCCUCUGCCAGCUCCCAACACAGUGGGCAGAUGGGUGCAGGGAGGAGCUCUUGCCAAAGCCGUUGCUCUUUGCAAACCCUGUCCCCUGCGGGAGCCCAAACCCAGACAGAUGGGGGCUCUCUGCAAGAGAGCGCUGCAGAAAACCACAGUGUGCAGCCUGGUCCUGGAUCAUUACCAAAAGCCUUUUUUCCUAGGUCAGGAUGUCACUGAGGCUUAAAAGAGAGGCAUUUUCCAGGAUACGUACUGAGAAACUGCUCUCUUCAUAAGAUUGUCCUUUCUGGGUGAGCAGUGUGCUGCUAGGACCAGCUCCCUGUGUCUGCAUCCCACACAGCCCAGCAGGGGACACAGGUAUGUUCUGGUAAAUGAAAGCACACCCCUUGCACACUGUUACUGAUCUAACCAGUGCGAGCACAGAAUUCUCCUUUGGACUUGAUCAUAGUGUACAAUUUGUAGGUAUGGAUGCAGGCUUCUCAGAGGCUGUUGCUGGGAGCCCUUCUGUUUCUGUAGGUGCACUUCUGCUUGGGUGAGCCACGCUGUGCCUCUCCUUUCCUAUUGCAAGGUGGUGAUUCUGGGAUGUGGAGGGGAAAAGGGAGAAAGUAUUUUCUAACAGGAGAUGAUUGCUGUGGAUUCUCCGGGUGAGGGAAGAGCGUUUGAUGCUGUUUUUUCCUUUCGAGAUCACAUAUUGUCUGCGAGACGCGAAUGUUUUAUUUAUUCAGUAGAGUAAAUAUUUUGUAUACGAUGCGAGAAGAAGGCUGUUCUAAUUUUAUUAUGUAAAGGAGGAAAUUAAAGGUGUUGGACGGACGGAC
This is a messenger RNA of Centrocercus urophasianus (Greater sage-grouse), 8946 nucleotides long. It is a transcript of the gene SLC45A3, whose product is annotated as solute carrier family 45 member 3. Gene Ontology annotation, molecular function: sucrose:proton symporter activity. Gene Ontology annotation, cellular component: membrane. Bases 3326 to 5578 code for a protein of 750 amino acids. The transcript is spliced from 9 exons. Gene Ontology annotation, biological process: transmembrane transport. The record is from RefSeq and is a predicted model, not a curated record. Lineage: Eukaryota; Metazoa; Chordata; Aves; Galliformes; Phasianidae.